GGUUUCUACCGGUUUCUUUAACGUACACUUUACUAUAAAUACAGUAUAAAUAUACAAGCACAGUUACACACUGACUGAGCCUUCGUCCACUCAUGUCUGCUCUCUUCUGACUGUCUUCAGAACCCAACUAAUCUGACAGAAUGCUUUUCGUUGCGUUUCUUGCACUCCUGGCAGUUUGUGCUGCAUCUGAGGUCGGGCCUCAAUACUCAUUCUCCCCACCGCUGGGGUCAGGAAGUGGCAGCCCAUACACCGUCACUGGAGAGGGAAGGAUCACUGCCAUAAGAGUAUGGGAAAACUACAAUAGCUACAUCCGAGGCAUCCAGUUCCGAUACGGCUUCGUCUGGUCUCCCGUUGGUGGUUACACUUAUGGAACUGCCAAAGAAAUAGAGUUGUAUGAAGGUGAAGCCAUCGUGCAGGUGUCUGGGAAGUACCGUCACUAUCUGGAGUCUGUGGUCUUCACUACCAACCAGGGCCGCUCCCUGUACGCGGGCCAGCCUUAUGGUCACUCCUUCAACAUGUACCCUGAACACAGAGACGCAGAACUGGUCUUCAUCAGCGGUCGGGUGCGUGGAGCCAUCACCUCCAUUGGGACUCACUGGGCUGUUGUUAAUCCAUCCUUCAACAGCACAGCUAGACACUAAAGAGCAGGGAUCUGGCUUUAAAUGAGAAAGCCACUUUACUAUAUAUUCACAAAAUGAUCAUUUAGAUUGUUUGGGGGCAUUUUCAUGAGCAGCUGAAAUAAUAAACAAUGAGUUGUGUUUGUCUCUUAAAAAUCUAAAGUUGCACUAUUAACUUGAACAAUUCAAAUUAACAUUUCCUGAUAACUUAAUUCAUGCAAUUACAUUUAAUUUCUAUUAUUUGUAAUUUUGGUUCUGUUGUUUAUUUAUCAAUUGUUUUUUUGUUCCUUUUGAUCAUUCUGUUAUUUUCAUGUCAUGAAGAGGCCAAUAAAUUGUAAAAUGAUUUUGCUCUUCUUCUUGCAAAAUUAGCAACAUAUUAAAAACAAAAUAAAGGGAAAGAUUCUUGCUCAGA
Molecule: messenger RNA, 1029 nt
Organism: Cololabis saira (Pacific saury)
Lineage: Eukaryota; Metazoa; Chordata; Actinopteri; Beloniformes; Belonidae
Product: zymogen granule membrane protein 16-like
Exons: 4
Coding region: 141-641 (166 amino acids)
Source: RefSeq, a predicted model, not a curated record